AUGGCUGCUGGUAAACGACCUCCUAAAUUAAAUAAUAAUGUGCAAGUUAAGAUACCCAAAGAAGCAUUGGUGGGAACCCCAAACGCCAACAAGAUUAUCCAUAGUUUGAAGCUUAAACCAGAAAGGGUUAAUAACAGUGACACUCUAACCAGUCCAAAUAAUCCUAAUCUUUCUAAUAGAAAUCCUAACUGGCGUGAGGUUGGUAACUAUGUGGAUAACAUUACCGGAAAAAAUAGCAGCAUUAACAUAAAUAUCAGUCUGAAAGAAAUCAGUGAUAGCUUAAUACUGAAAAAUAAGAACCCUUUGAGAACCCCUCUAAAAUACAGAAUUUGUAACCACUGUGAACGACCAAUCCUUGACACCUAUCUUGAAAAGCACAUUAAAGAAUGUACUGAAAUGAAAAAAAAUCCUCCGGUAAUUACAAGCUCAAUCAUUAAUGGAAAUAAUACUAAUAAUAAUACAUCCACAGUUAAGGUUGAGAAUAAUCUCGAAAAAUCAUUGACACCAUCUGCAUCAGCUAGUGCCAUCAGCAGUCCUUCAUCUGGUUUGGGAAAUGCUACUGCAAAGAAUCCAAGAAAGAGGAAGUUGGAUAAGGAAAAGGAAAAAGAAGAAGCUAGACAAUUACGUGAACUCAAGAAGCAACAGAAGAUUGAGGAGCGUAAACAGAAAAAGUUGAAGAAAAAAGAAAAGGAAAAAGAGCAGAAGGAGAAGGAGAAGGAAACUAAGAAAUUACAGAAGCAAAUGGAGAAAAAAUCAAAGACAACCACCACUGCAAAAGCUAAGGUGAAAGGCCCCGUGGACGUUGAGAAACAAUGUGGUGUGCCUCUUAAGGAUGGUGGGUUCUGUGCAAGAUCUUUGACUUGUAAAACACACUCCAUGGGUGCCAAGAGAGCCGUGCUUGGUAGAUCGGCCUCCUAUGACGCGUUAUUGGCUGCUUAUCAAAGAAAGAAUCAAGUCAAGCUUUUGGCAAGUUCAGCUUUGGCACAAGCAGAAAAGGAUGAUUUAGCACAUGGGGGUUCACAAUAUUUGGAUUCAGAUGAAGAAACGUUUCAAGUCAUGGAGGGUGUUAAGGGAUCGUUUGCCAUGCCUUUGGCUACCAAUAAUAGAUUGCCAAUCAGAUCAAAAUCAAAAUAUGUCAAAAUGAGAGAAUUCUACAGUAAUGGUUUUGGUAAUGGUAGAUUAAGUAGCAGUCCAAUUAGUGGUAGAGUGGCGUAUUUCAAAAUUGAUAGCAAUGAUGAAUAUAUCAUCAAACCAAGAGUUUAUGUGACCCCUUCCAUACAACAGCAGCAACAAUAUUUGCUUCAAAAACAACAACUACUAGCACAACAGAAGCACCAACAAUACAUGCAUCAAAAACAUAUCCAAAUGCAAAAACAAAUAUUGCAGCAACAACAACAACAACAACAACAACAACAACAACAACAACAACAACAACAACAACAACAACAACAGCAAUAA
Messenger RNA from Saccharomycopsis crataegensis, 1458 nucleotides. RefSeq names its product SCA7 domain-containing protein. Lineage: Eukaryota; Fungi; Ascomycota; Saccharomycetes; Ascoideales; Saccharomycopsidaceae. The record is from RefSeq and is a predicted model, not a curated record. Gene Ontology annotation, biological process: RITS complex assembly; regulation of transcription by RNA polymerase II; regulatory ncRNA-mediated heterochromatin formation. Bases 1 to 1458 code for a protein of 485 amino acids. The transcript has a single exon. Gene Ontology annotation, cellular component: SAGA complex.